AUGAACAAAAUCAUGAAGUCAAAUCCUGCUCUGUAUGUGCUGAGGGAGAGAAUAAGAAAGGGUCUUCAGUUGUAUUCAUCUGAACCCACCGAGCCAUAUGUGUAUUCACAGAACUACGGAGAGAUAUUCAGCAAUCAAAUCAUACGGCUUGUGGAUGACAUAAAUGUCUACCGAGAUACCAUUCACAAAACCUUCGAGGGUAACCUGACGACCAAACCAAUCAAUGGUGCCAUCUUUAUUUUCAAUCCAAGAACUGGUCAACCAACUAUUUCUGAAGGUCAUCCACACAAGUGUAUGGGCAGGACAAAAGCGUCUAGUUUCUCAGCAUACGAAGAAUCUCCCAGAGCAUGA
Molecule: messenger RNA, 351 nt
Organism: Triticum turgidum subsp. durum (durum wheat)
Lineage: Eukaryota; Viridiplantae; Streptophyta; Magnoliopsida; Poales; Poaceae
Source: the annotation of a GenBank genome assembly